CCUCUUUCCCUUUCUCUCUUUCCCUUCUCCGCUCCUCUUCUUCUAUCCAGCGCUUCCGCCUUCUUUUCAUCUGUCGACACACCAACACUUCUUCAACAUGACUGCCAACAAAAUCAACGGAGGAACCGUCGUCGAGAUGCAGGGUGAUGAGAUGACCCGCAUCAUCUGGGAUGGCAUUCGCGACAAGUUGAUUCUUCCCUAUGUCGAUCUCGAUAUCAAGUACUUUGACCUCGGCAUGGAGUACCGUGAUCAGACUGAUGACCAAGUCACGAUCGAUGCUGCUGAGGCUAUCAAGAAGUACAAGGUCGGCAUCAAGUGUGCCACCAUCACCCCCGACGAGGCUCGUGUCGAGGAGUUCAAGUUGAAGAAGAUGUGGAAGUCCCCCAACGGAACCAUCCGCAACAUUUUGGGAGGUACUGUUUUCCGUGAGCCCAUUCUCUGCAAGAACAUCCCCAGAUUGGUCCCUGGCUGGACCCAGCCCAUUAUUCUAGGACGUCACGCCUUUGGCGACCAGUACAAGGCCACCGAUCUUGUUGUCGAUGGCCCUGGCCGCUUGGAAUUGGUGUUCACCCCUGCUGAUGGAUCGGAGAAGAAGAAUAUGGUCGUCUACGACUUUGAGGGACCCGGCGUUGCCAUGGGCAUGUAUAACCACGAUGAGUCGAUCACUGGAUUCGCUCACUCCUGCUUCAAGGUCGCUCUUGAAAAGUCAUAUCCUCUCUACUUGUCAACCAAGAACACCAUUUUGAAGAAGUACGAUGGACGCUUCAAGGAUAUCUUCGAGGAGAUCUAUGAGCGCGACUACAAGGAGCAGUUCGAGGCCAAGAAGAUCUGGUACGAGCACCGCCUCAUCGACGACAUGGUCGCGCAGAUGCUCAAGUCAUCUGGAGGAUUCGUCUGGGCCUGCAAGAACUAUGACGGUGAUGUUCAGUCAGAUAUUGUUGCCCAGGGUUAUGGAUCUCUCGGCUUGAUGACCUCGGUCCUUCUGACUCCUGAUGGCCAGUGCUGCGAGGCUGAGGCCGCCCACGGCACAGUCACCCGUCACUACCGCGAGCACCAGAAGGGUCGCGAGACCUCAACCAACCCCAUUGCCUCCAUCUUUGCCUGGACCCGUGGUCUCGAGUUCCGUGCCAAGAUCGACAACAACGAGGCCUUGAAGGAAUUCGCCCAGCAGCUCGAGACUGUCUGCAUUGACACCAUUGAGGCUGGAGACAUGACCAAGGACUUGGCCUUGAUUAUCCACGGCAAGGGCAUGAAGCGUGAGCACUACCUCAACACUUUUGAGUUCUUGGAUCGUCUUGCUGAGAACUUGCAGAAAAAGCGAAGCGCGUAAAAUGGAGAAUGUCGGCACUUUUGAUAUCAUUGUACACACCCUUGUUUCAACAAUAAAAAAAAGAAAAAAAAUAGCUAUAUGAAAGGG
Messenger RNA from Gamsiella multidivaricata, 1417 nucleotides. Its product is annotated as isocitrate dehydrogenase [NADP] cytoplasmic-like protein. The record is from RefSeq and is a predicted model, not a curated record. Gene Ontology annotation, biological process: isocitrate metabolic process. Gene Ontology annotation, molecular function: NAD binding; isocitrate dehydrogenase (NADP+) activity; magnesium ion binding. The coding region runs from base 98 to 1330 and encodes 410 amino acids. Gene Ontology annotation, cellular component: mitochondrion; peroxisome; cytosol. NCBI's taxonomy places the organism in Eukaryota, Fungi, Mortierellomycota, Mortierellomycetes, Mortierellales, Mortierellaceae. The transcript is spliced from 7 exons.